GGAAGUGUUCGUGUUCGAAAGGCGGAUCCCUUUCUGCUAACUUGCGUCCCCCCCACACCCCCCUGCUGAUUUAUUUUCAGCCUUUUUCAGCUUCCUUCCGUAUUUUCAUCACCGUCAGGUUCGAACGAAAUCCCGUCCCUCAACUUUCGGGCUAUUCUCUGACGUCGAGAGGGUUGCUUUAAACCUGUCCGCGACGACAGGAAGACUUUCCCCUCCGCUAGCAACUAAGCUAACUUUUUUAUUUUUUGGGUAACACCACUUUUGAGCAGCACACGCACAAAAUGGGGGACAAAGAUUUGACUUGGGCGCUGAAAACCGGCGACUUGGAAGAGGUGCAAUCCAUGCUGAAGACGCAUGAAGAUGUCAACCGGACCCUGGAGGAAGGCGGCAGGAAGCCCCUCCACUUGGCGUGCGACUUUGGCCAGACGAGCAUCGUGGAGUUCCUCCUCUCCAAGGGAGCGGACGUCAAUGCUACCGACAAGCACAGCCUCACUCCGCUGAUCUACGCCUGCCUCGAAGGCCACGCUGCCUGCGUCAAGGUCCUGCUAGAAAAGGGCGCCGACAAGAACCACCCGGCCCCGGACGGCCAGAAGCUCGUGGAGAUGGUCGGCGACGACAUCAAGGCCAUGCUCAAGUGAUGGCGGGCGGGGGGGACGAGCCCAACGAGACUGGACUCGGCACAGAACCAGGUGGCCCUCUCCUCGCCGCUUUUGUCUGUAAGCUCCAGCGGGGGCUCAUCUUACCUGUCUAGUGGUUUUCUUCUUCUCCUACUCCUCCGAGAUGUGCUUUCCUCUCUUUUGUAGUUUUUUUUUUUUUUUUUUUUUUUUUGUUUGGUAAAUGGCCACCAGUGGUGGACAGGUGGAGGGUGCGCGCUCAAAUAAAACACAAGGCUUAUUAGCACUUCAAGUCGCUCUGCUACGUCAUCGUGUGUUUUCCCCUCGGCAUACUGAAUUGUACAAAGGAGAGUUGGACAGAAAGAAUUGAAAUGUGGAAUGAGAAUCAAGUCCUAUUUCGCGAUGGAAAAGAGUAGGCUUUCCAGGAAUCAUCAUUUUUUCUGCAAAAAUAAGACGUCUUUUGGAAAGUCUGCUUAAAAAAAAGAUUUCUCAAUGAGUAAUUUUUCGGUCCAAAAUAUGUAUUGUUGUUCAAUUGACACAGUUUGUCCUUGAUAAAUGUUUUAAAUCUCUUUAGUUGCGCAAUCGACUUCUCCAAACUACCCUUUUCCCCCCUCAAACACAACUAAAAAAAACACUUGACCAAAAUAGGACUUAUUCUCUCUUUUUCUCCAAUGUGUGUUCAAGAGCCUUUCGUAGAAUUGCACUGUACAAAAGUCAGCGGAACGGUUUUUGUUUUGUUUUAAUAUAACUACGCCCACUUUGCGGAAAGCUCCUUUUGUAUUGCUUACAUAUCACAUUGUCUUUCCCGUAUCCAUCGACCAAUCACCAUGCUGGCUAACGACAACAACUAGGAACACUUGAAUUAUUUUUUACUUAUUCUGGUGAGGUUGAGAAAGUCACUAACAGGAAAAAAAAAAAAAAACUAGUCAGUGUCUUGAGAAUGUUUGUUUUGCAGUUCAAUGGAUGGCGGGGGGCAUCCCUGUAAUAUUAAGACCCUUGCUUCUUUUGGUCAUUCCCCCCCCCCCCCCCCCCCUCCUUAAGUUUGCUUUGGCUACAUGUGAAGUCUGCUUGGACGUCGUCAUGUCGUCCGUCGCUCUCUCUCAGUUGCUUUCAAACAAAUAACGGCUACAAUGUAAAAAUAAAUUACAACAACCAAACCGACGCUCCCCGGCUUUGUUGUGACAAAAAGUCUGUAAAAAUAAAAAUAUCCAUAAACGUUCA
This is a messenger RNA of Syngnathus typhle (broad-nosed pipefish), 1835 nucleotides long. It is a transcript of the gene mtpn, whose product is annotated as myotrophin. Gene Ontology annotation, molecular function: protein binding. Lineage: Eukaryota; Metazoa; Chordata; Actinopteri; Syngnathiformes; Syngnathidae. The transcript has 4 exons. Gene Ontology annotation, cellular component: nucleus; cytoplasm. Gene Ontology annotation, biological process: regulation of barbed-end actin filament capping. The coding region runs from base 282 to 638 and encodes 118 amino acids. The record is from RefSeq and is a predicted model, not a curated record.